Molecule: messenger RNA, 1273 nt
Organism: Drosophila novamexicana
Lineage: Eukaryota; Metazoa; Arthropoda; Insecta; Diptera; Drosophilidae
Gene: wal
Product: electron transfer flavoprotein subunit alpha, mitochondrial
Exons: 4
Coding region: 108-1100 (330 amino acids)
Cellular component (GO): mitochondrion
Molecular function (GO): flavin adenine dinucleotide binding; electron transfer activity
Source: RefSeq, a predicted model, not a curated record
CAGCAGCUAAAUGUGCUAAAUAUUGCCAAGCGCGAACAGCUGACAAAACGACUUUUGGACCUUCUGCGAUUGAUACUGUGGCAGUUUAAGCCUUAAAGAAGCACAACAUGUUUGCCAACAACACCCGCAAUCUAGUGCGCAGCAGCUUUCUGCAGCGCUGCAAGAGCACAUUGGUCGUGGCGGAGCACAACAAUGAGACACUUAAUCCACUCACACUGAACACCAUUACGGCGGCCAAGAAGAUCGGUGGUGACGUCACGGUUCUGGUAGCAGGCACAAAAUGUGGACCCGCCUCGGAAGCUGUGGCAAAGGUUGAGGGCGUUACCAAAGUUUUGGUCGCCGAAAAUGCCGCCUUCAAGGGCUUCACCGCCGAAUCCCUGACCCCAUUGGUCCUGGCCGCCCAAUCGCAAUUCAAGUUCACGCACAUUUUGGCUGGCGCCUCGGCAUUUGGCAAGAAUGUGCUGCCACGUAUCGCCGCCAAGCUGGACGUAUCGCCCAUUUCCGAGAUUAUCGAUGUCAAAUCGGAGGACACAUUUGUGCGCACCAUUUAUGCGGGCAAUGCGAUACUUACACUUAAGUCCAAGGAUCCCGUCAAGGUGAUUACAGUUCGUGGCACGAACUUCCCACCUGCUGCCACUAGCGGCGGCAACGGUGCCGUGGAACAAGCGCCAGCCGGCGACUACGCCAGCAGCCUGACUGAAUUUGUUUCCCAGGAGCUAACCAAGUCGGAUCGCCCUGAGCUGACGGGUGCCAAGGUUAUUAUCUCUGGCGGACGUGGACUCAAGUCUGGCGACAAUUUCAAGCUGCUCUACGAUCUGGCUGACAAGUUUGGCGCUGCUGUCGGCGCCUCACGUGCCGCUGUCGACGCUGGCUUUGUGCCCAACGAUCUGCAAAUUGGCCAGACGGGCAAAAUUGUGGCGCCCGAUCUAUACAUAGCUGUGGGCAUUUCCGGUGCCAUUCAGCACUUGGCCGGCAUGAAGGAUUCCAAAACGAUUGUGGCCAUCAACAAGGACCCCGAGGCGCCCAUUUUCCAGGUGGCCGAUAUUGGACUAGUGGCGGAUCUGUUCAAGGCUGUGCCCGAGCUAACUGGCAAAUUGUAAAGAAUGUGUAGUUCUAUAAAGCUAAUUGAUUCUAUCAAAUUUAAGAUUUGGAUUGUGCAUUUAUUUGAAAUUAGUGUUUGCGGCAACUGUCCGCCCGUCGCUUCCCGUCUGCGCGCUGUCAUAGUGUUUGCUUUUCCUUUUUUGUAAUAAAAACUAAGCCGAACGUCUGACCA